Messenger RNA from Hyaloscypha bicolor E, 1812 nucleotides. RefSeq lists its product as uncharacterized. The transcript is spliced from 4 exons. The record is from RefSeq and is a predicted model, not a curated record. Bases 1 to 1812 code for a protein of 603 amino acids. Gene Ontology annotation, molecular function: protein binding. Lineage: Eukaryota; Fungi; Ascomycota; Leotiomycetes; Helotiales; Hyaloscyphaceae.
AUGGCUAAUGACGAUUCCCAUUUUACAGCCCGAGACAUUGGACCCGAAGAUUGGCAAAGGAUCAAAUGGGAGGUCCAUCGCUUGUACGUGGUAGAAAAGAACCCACUUAGGUUGGUUCAGGCACAGCUGCAGGCAAUUCACGGAUUUCAGGCAUGCAUUUCGAGAUGGAAAGAAAAGGUCAAAGAAUGGAAUUUCUUUAAGCACUUUCCAGCCUCCACUAUGCACGCCAUUGUCGCGGUAGAAGCGCAGCGUGCACAAAAAAGGAAGAAAACUGUCUUCUCUUUUGAAGACACACCCAUCACUCAAAAGAGAAUUGAGAACUUCAAGAAAAAACAUUGUCGAGGCAUUGCUCCUCCCUUAGCUCCUGCACUUCCGAGUAACAUUCGAUAUCACACGCCAAGUCCCGAGAAUGAAGGUGACUCUUCUGAAAAGCCGUGGUCACACUUCGAAUUGUCUCACCAACUCAACUACCACGAUGAUACUGUAGUUAACGACCACAAUCUAUCCGAAGAAUUCGGAGAGUUUGGAUUGCCUUCCGAAGAAUACGAUGUAUGGCCAGACCUUCCCAACAACGUGCCUCAACCUUUCUUGGAGUCUCGAUCCAUAAUCGUCGUCGAGCAAGAGAAUAAAGAUCCGUCUACUCUUGCCGGCAAAUUCACACGAUAUCUACGCCAAAAUCGAGAAUACACCCCUCAAGCAUUGACAGUACGCUUUGAAUUGGCUGAAGCACUUAUUGAGAUUGGCAAAUACGACGAGGCAGAGGACCAUUGCCGCGGCCUCAUUGCCAUAGACUCCCAGGAGAGCGUCGCAGCCCUACUUGGAACAAUCUUCGCUAGGACUGGCCGCCUGGAAAAAUCAACAAAGUGGUUGUUCAUUGCUUUGACCCACUUUAUCCUCGACUGUACCAACUACUCUCUCCAAGAAAAUGACCGAUUCUUCGGACGAAUAUACUAUCUAUUCGCAGAAUUGAUUUGGCUGAGUGAGCAAGAUUGGGAUUCAUUAACAAGAACCCUAAAGGAAAUGAUGUUAACACUAAAAGCCUUGAGGUCUGAUGAAGAUAUCCACCGAGCUUGUCCUGAACUUUUCAUCCACGGACUUCACCUUGCACACAGCUGCACUGUUCUUAACUUCGUCUAUCCGGCAAAGUACUUGUACCAACACCUACUGCAGCCUUCCUCGUUCUACUUGAACGGUCGUCACGCUAGCGAAAAGGCAAAAGCCCACCAGAUAUAUGGACUUCUUCUUAGUGGAGAAGAGAAUUGGAGCUCAAGUGCAGAACAAUUACUUCUGACUUGUGAGUCUACCAUAGAAUCAGGCUCAUAUACUCAUCAACACGCCGCAUUUUUGACGAUCACCUUCAACAACCUUCGUCUACAUUUGCCGUCCGAGAAUGACAGACCAGGCUCGACGGUGAAAACGAUUGAGACGAAAUUGGACUACAUGAAGAAUCAGAUCAGUGUCUCAGAUAAUGGGCUUUCAGUUCUUCCUGUUGAAAAUUACUUGCAGUCCAACUUGCCCGGGCUCCGCUGCGCUAUCUUGCCCGCCGACCUGUCUCUCCAAGCGCAGCUCACAUUGCCAGUAAGAUCGAUUGUCCCAUCACAAGGAAGAACAGUCUCCAAUUCUACUUUAAGCAGAAGCGGAACAGUGAGUGACAAUGUGAGGGUGAGCAAGAAAAGCGCUAGCAGCGGGCCUAUGAGCUCGGACAUGAGUGGGGAUGGAAGCCACGAAAACGGCCAAACCUGGCCGACUAGCGAAUGGGAUGAGUACGCUGACAUCAAAGGCAUAUGUGACAAGAUGUCUAAAACUUCAUAA